Sus scrofa (pig) is the source of this 10600-nucleotide messenger RNA. Lineage: Eukaryota; Metazoa; Chordata; Mammalia; Artiodactyla; Suidae. The record is from RefSeq and is a predicted model, not a curated record.
UCCUAGUCGGAUUCGUUAACCACUGAGCCACGACGGGAACUCCGGAAAAAAAAAUUUUUAAGAUGAUUUUAGAUUCUCAUGUAGUUAUAAGAAAUAAUAGAUCGGUGUACCCUUUACCCAGUUUUCCUCAAUGGAGACAUCUUGCACAACUAUGGUAUAAUAAUCACACCUGAAUAAUGAUAUCAAUAUAGUGCACAUUUCCCCAGUUGUACACGUUACUCACGUAGGUGUGCACUCUAGUACGUACCAGGUGUGUAAAGUUUGGAACGGUUGUAGCGUAGGUAUCCCCUAUAUCCUAUACUGGUCGGUUCCAUCCCCGCAAAGCUCCCUCCCAAUUCUCUUUUGUAACCAUCUCCAGCUCCCUCCUGCCUCCCCAUCCCCGUAUCUCACCCCUGGCAACCACUCUUCUGGUCUCCAUUUCUACGAUGUUGCCUUUUCAGGAAUGUCACAUGAUGGACCUGGAGUGCAUAACCUUUGGGUCUGGCUUUUUUACAUCCAGCCUCAUCCCCUUGAGAUUCAUGCAGGUUGUUGUGUGUAUCUCUAGUUUGUUCCUUUCUUAUUGCUUAGUAGCAUCCCAUGGUAUGGAUAUAUCACACUCAAAUAGUCACCUGUUGAAGGGCUCAGGUUAUUUCUAAUUCCUGCCUAUUAUAAAUAGAGCUGCCAUGAACAAGAUUUUUUUUUAUGCUCUCUGUAAAAAUUAUGUAGCAUACUUGGGUCCAACCUUAGAACAUGAAGCAGGAGUCACUGUCACUCCUUGGGGAUAUUUUAUUCUUUCAUUUGUCACUCAUUCAACAAGUACUUUUUGCACUACUUACAUUCUGCUAAAAAAUAGGUGACCGAACAUUACAUUUGUUGACUCUUGGACUUGGGUGGCCUAUGGCUCUCAAUGUCUGGCUUCUUUGGAGAAAAGCAAGCUAGAAGUCCAAGGUGUGGGCCUCAUUUAAGCUCCUGUGAACUCUGGCAGGCCCUAAGAAUUAACCUUUUGGGGUUUUACUUUCCGAUUCUUCCAGACUAAUUCAGACUUUCUAUAACUUUUCAUGAUGAUUAAAAAUCUCAUUGACAAUCCUACCAAUUGGUUUUGGAAAUUAUUUUGGAAGCAGAAGAGUAGAAGACAUUUCUGCAGAAGUUUUUUAAAAUCUGCUUUUCUUUUCGUAAACCUGUAAGACAAUGACUUAGACGCCUAGGAAGAUAUUGGGCAUUUUGCCAGAGCAUGCCUGGGUAAGGGGAAAGUUGAAAUCCCCAUUUUCCUUCUCUUUUCCAUCGCUGAAGUGGGUUUAUUUCCAGCUGCUUUCAAACAAACUACGUUAUUAGCUUGAGCCCAUACGGAAAGUCUGUUUAUUCCACUCUGUUGAGUAAAUGCCCUUGCAUUUGAGUUUUGUUCAGAAUUACAGAAGCCUCUGUCCUCAGAGAGACUGAACCCCACCGAGUAGACCUCAUUGGUGUUUUGCCUUCUAGAUUUUGGGGGGCCACAAAGUGCUUUUCCCCUUAGCAGGGACCAUACAUUGGACACAGUUGUGAUUUCAGUGUGGACAGGGUGUGGAUUCUCUUGACUCCGAUUGCCCUUUUCUUACCUCCCGCUUGUUCCUUGACGGCCUUGAAGCAUCUUCUGACUGGAUCAGAUAAGAAGUAACAUCCCAAUCAGAAGAUACGGCAUUACGUGCACGCAAAUGCUGAUGUGGUGUUGUGCACAGAAGACUGUGGUGUGAGUAACUGGUGAGCCCCCGGGCUGACAGAAACUGGUUUCCUGCUCUCCUUACCAGCUCUGUGGAACUGUGGGAAGAAAUUCAAAAUUCGAGGUGACUUUUGGGGGUAUAUAUAUAUAUUUUUUUAAUGAAUGUGGAAGACUGGUGAUUUUUUGUGCUUCUGAUAUACAUGAAUGUAAUGAAAUGAACAUGUAAUACAGUUAAGCCCCGUGAGGUCAUUUAUUUUCCCUUGAAUCUCAGCCUGUAGUAGUGGCGUUUGGAAGCUACUAUUUUGGGGAGGAAUGUCGUUAUGGACCCAGAAUUUGAAAUGAAAAAGCCUUGCAGGCUGACCAGUGCUUCUUAAUCUCCUUGGUCUUUUACUCUCUCUUUUUUUAUUCUCUUGUAUCUAAGAUGAAAGAAAAAUCAGUAAGGCGGAGAAUACCCCAUCUUGAGAUAAGAUUGUACCCCCCCCCUCGUUUAUUUCAUUCUCUUUUGCAUCACAUUCAUGAGGUUCGCCACACUCUUUGUUUCCUCUCGGUGGCUUUGGCCUUCCUAAGGGAAGAAUCAGGCAGAAGGAAUCUGAGGCAUGUGGUGGUUAAGCUGCCCUUAAAGCCCAAGCUCUAUUUUCAGAUCAUUGUGUUGCACCAUCUCUGCCAUUAAACUUUCCCAAAGUCGAGUCUCAAUUUAUCUGAGCGCAUCCAAUUCUUUUCCUGGGGAAAUGUUUCCUUUCUUCUCUGACUGGAUCUCUUGGUGACGGUAGGUGAUACUCGGAUGCUGUUGCCUCUCAUCGAGUUUCUGACGGACGGAAGGAAACUAAGCUGUGUCUCUGACUGGUCCAGAGAGGAGGUGCACGUAGGAAUGCCGCUGUAGGCAUAAGAGACCUGUCUGGCAAGUAAUGCAGCAUCCCGAGAGACUCUUCUUCACAUCAUCCCGCAGACCACCACUUUCUCUAGGCGAAGGGCACUUAGGAUUUUGCUCUCAGCCACCUCAAACCUUGGCCUAGCCAAAGAAAAGAAGACUUCUGCUGCAGACCUGCACGCGCCAGCAUUUCAUUUCAGUUUUUGCAUUUUUUUUGGAUCCUCUGGGCCAUAGUCACUGUUGUUCAGCUUUGAGAAUUUUAAGCCAGGUUGGUUCCUGUCGUUUCUGUGUUCGCUUUUCAAAAUGAUCGACUUAAGCUUCCUGACGGAGGAGGAGCAAGAAGCCAUCAUGAAGGUUCUGCAGCGGGAUGCUGCCCUGAAGAGGGCUGAAGAAGAGAGAGUCAGACAUUUGCCUGAAAAAAUUAAGGAUGACCAGCAGCUGAAGAACAUGAGUGGCCAGUGGUUUUACGAAGCCAAGGCGAAAAGGCACAGAGACAAAAUCCACGGUGCAGAUAUCAUCAGAGCAUCCAUGAGAAAGAAGAGGCACCAGGUAGCAGCCGAGCAGAGUAAGGACAGAGAAAAUGGGGCAAAGGAAAGCUGGGUGAAUAACAUCAACAAAGACGCCUUCCCGUCCCCAGAGCUGAGCGGCGUUGUGCAAGAGCCCAGAGAAGACGUAGCCCCCACAAGCCCCAGUUCCAGUGCGGUAAAUCCAGCUUCCACCGUGAUUGAUACAUCCCAGGAAAACACAAGGAAGUCAGAUGCGUCUCCAGCCAAGCAAAGGAAGAAUCCGUUUAAUAGCUCCAUGUUGCCGGAAGAUCACUUAUCUCAACAAACCAAAAACGAGCAGUCACACAAUGGAAGGGCUGGUUUCUUUCAGACUUCAGAAAAGGAGUCCAAAGAAAAAUCAUCUCGCCCGGAUAUUUCAAGUCAAAAGUUAGAGAAACCAGAGCCGACUCUGCCAGGCCCUGAGAAAGGGUCCCAAAUCAAGCCUCCAAUCCCCAAAGCCAGGAGAAUGAUGUACAAAUCACCUGACCUAAAGCAAGAUGAUAAGCAGUCCCUUCCUAGACAAAGGACAGACUCCCUGAACACAAGAGGGCCUCCGCGAGGGAUCCUGAAACGCAACUCCAGUUCCAGCAGCACAGACUCAGAAACUGUUCGUUUCCAUCAGAGCUUUGAACCCAAAAGCAAAAUCGUGUCCCCUGGCCUAACCAUCCAUGAGAGGAUUUCUGAGAAGGAGUGUUCUUUAGAGGAUGACUCCUCCUCAAACUCGCUGGAGCCGUUAAAGCACGUGAGAUUCUCUGCGCUGGAAGAUGGACACCCACAGAGUCCAGAGCUAGUCCGUGGCCGUGAGGUGGGAGAAUUUGGUGUUUUAGAAUCUGACUCGUUGAAGAAUGGAACAGAAGAUGCUGGGGACGCAGAUGAGUUUUGGAAGGACCCUAAGCCCUCGCAGGACAGAAAGCCUUUGCCUUUUCAGCCCCCAGCCUCAAGCCCAAGUGCAUCAAAAAGUGACACACAUCAGCCAACAACUUCUGGUUCUUUUCCAGUUAAUGAGCACCAUUCUCCCAAAGAAGUUCUCACUGCAAGACCACAGUCCACUGAGAAUCCACACACCCUUGGUGAACACAAAGCUAACUCAUCAGAAUUGUUAAAGCUUGAGUCAACAUUGUCCCAAAACCCUGCUGAUGAACUGUCUCACACUGAGCCUGAGCCUUCUCAGGUGCCAGAUCACAGUUCUAGAGACCAUCAGCAAGGUAAGCCCCCUCCUCUCAAGGCCCUAAAAGCUAAGACGUCCUCACGCUCUGGUCCAUAUGCCACUGAGAUGAGGAAGACAACUGAUGAUUCCAUAUCUAAAGUCCUAGACUGGUUUAACCGAAGUUCUCAUUCAGAAGACAGUAAGUCAUCUCUCCAACAUCCCCGAGAAACAGAGCCCAAAGGAGAAACAAACUCAAAGUCACAGAUUGCGGUUGCCUUGGAGACAGAUGAUAGCAGUCCAAAAGAAAAUGGCUCAAAGGCUCUAUUAUCCACCAAAGUGAAAUUGACACCUGCGGUAUCUGAUUCAGCAUUUCAGAUGGAGGAAAAUAUGCUGCCUUCUGAAAAUUGCCAGGACCACAAGGUGAAUGUCAAACCCAAAUCUAUUAAUUUGUCCCAACAAGGCAAGGAACAUCCAGGCAUACUGCAACCAUUUGAAAUCUAUAGUCCAAAUCAAGAGAGUAAAACUGUGGACUAUAGCCAAGGUUCAAAAAACAUAGAAGGAACUGGGGUACUUCCUCCAACCCGUCACUAUUCUCACAGUGUUCACAAAGGAUCUCAUGCAGAAGGCCAGGCUUCAUGCCGCAUUAAGGAUGUUGACAGCUUAAGUGAACAAGAAGAGCCCAAGCUUCAUGUUUAUGAAAAAAACAGAGGAAAGUCGGAAGUGAAUUUUGAUUCUACAGCAAUUGCCGAAGAGCCAAGUUUGAAAGACAACAUGAAGGCAGAGAGAGAGAGCAAAGGAAGGGAUACUUAUAACCUUAAAGCUUCUUUAGAACCGGAGAAGACUGAACUGCCACCUGAGGUGGCCAGCAAUAAGUCUUGGAAGAAGCCCGAGGUCCAGCUACAAGAAGCUGGUGAGGUUUCCCAGAACCAAGUGCAGCGAGAGAAAUACAAAAGAGUGAGUGACAGAAUAUCGUUUUGGGAAGGUGAGAAAACUGCUGCUAAGAUAACUCAUAAAGAACCCACAUCUUCAUUCAGUCAGGAACGACCUUCUGCUAAUGCAUAUCCGCCUGUGAAGUCCACCAAUAGUUUAUCUACAGGCCAUAGUAAAUAUAAUAAUCAAGUCACUGCCAAACCAGUGGUCCUAGAUAAGGAUGGCCAAGCAGCCCAUCUCUCUGGUUUUUAUUCCUCACAUAAACCUAAAGAGACCAGGCCCCAAGUAUUAGGUCCAUCCAAAAAUUAUCCUUCAGCUGACCAACCAGGUCAAGUGUCUCUGUUUCGGAAUAAGACAACUGAGCCUGUGAAAAGAUUACCAGUGCCAGACCAUUUGCAUUCCGGAAAGGACACUACUUUACCGCCACUGCCACAUCCUUCAGAUGUUGGGAGUGAAAUACAUACCUCUUUGGAGAAAGACAGAUCUCAAAUCGAUGAAUCGAAUCCCAACUUUAAAGUUAUGUCCCUAAGAGAAAGAAUGGAUGAACCCAGUACAGAACAGGUCUAUAAUCACUCUCAAUUUGAGAAUCUGAGGAAGUUUUGGGACUUAGGAGCCCAGCCAAACAGUCAAGAUACUGUGGAGGAGAAUACUACCACCAGCGGCCAAAAAAAAUCUGUGCCUUUUAAUAGCCAGAAACACAAAGAAUUCAGUGACAUUAAAUCAUCAGGAAAAAAUACCCACGAAAGAGAGAAAACAGUUCCGGCAAGAGAGGAAACAGAGAAAUUAAAUUCACAGAGCACACUCCAGGUGUUACCAGAUGAAACCACAUUUCCAUUGAGACCACCCAGAAAGUCCACUCAUCAGUUGCCAGGAAAUGAAUCACCAAAGGAAAACAUGGAAAAAAAUACGGAACCGUUUGUUACUCCAGAGUUCAAGGAAGAAAAGGAUUACUCUGACCGAAAGAUGCAAGAGAUUCAGGAAUCCGUAGUGAAAACAAGUGUUUCGUCUAAGGACUACAAAGACACUUUUAACGACAGCUUGCAGAAGCUGCUUUCAGAAGCUUCGUCCCCAGGCAUCCAGGCUUCUGGUGGAGAAGUUCAUGAAAAACAAGUGCUUGAACCAGGGGUUUCUGAAAAGAGGAUAUGGCCUCCAAAGACAGAUUCUGCUGCUAUUGAGGAAGAAGCCAAAGGACUUAAGGAGAUCAUUCAUGAACAUAUAGACAAAACAGUAGCUCCUCCCAGGGUCAAACCGAACACUUUGGCUGCGAGUCUAGACAAACUCCUGAAGGAAACACCUGGAACUCCACCCUCGCCCUUGCACACCAAGUGUGAGCUCAUCACUACUAGGAUCAGCGCUGAGUCUGAAGAGCAUAGAGAGGUUGCAAAGGGGAUAGAAGGGAAUCCGAAUCCAUCAGUCUAUCAGAGAGAGAAAGUAGCUCCUUUGCCAGAGGGGGGAGAAACUUGGGGAAAGACGGCUCCCUCCCAGACAGCUCGGAGUGGUGAGUGCCCGCUGAAGGUGGCGAGCUCAUUUCGCGUGGGCGCAGAGGGUUCUCGCCCACUGGGUCAGCCUCCCCAGUGUCACAGAAAGGGUUCUUGCAGGGAUGUGGCCAACUCUCCCCAAGACAGGCCCUCUUUCAGGGAUGCUCAGCUUGCUCCCCAGGAUGAGGCAUUUCCUUCUCAAAGGGAAAUCUCAGAGACUGUAGAAAAGAUUGUUAUUCCACCCAAACCUGCACUGGCUGACGUCAGGGCUGCAUUACAGAAGCUCUUUAGAGAAGCCUGUUUGAGUUAUCCAGCUGAGAGGGAAGUCGUUUCUGGAGUAGUAAACGCAGAAUUUCCUGAGAGCGUGCAGGUCCCAGGUAGCCCCCCAGAUUCUCUGAGAGUUAGCCCACCAUGGGCUUCAGUGGACACCACAGUUCCAGAGAGAAAGAACUUUUGUGCCUUUAGCGUAGUUCCUGAUAAAACUCAGGAAGCUGGGUCUUGGUCAGCUGCCCACAUGUCUCCAACAGAGCAGACCCUGAGCUCAUCUGCUUCCACUGCUGCUCGGUACGGCCCAGAGUUACCUCAGGAAGUGACAGAAAGUGUGAGGGAGACAGUUGUUCAGCCUAAAUCAGAGCUCCUUGAGUUCAGCGCUGGCUUAGAAAAACUACUGAAGGAAACAAUUGCAACCCCCUGUUCAAGACAUGACAGUGAUCCCAGGGCUCUUGAUUCAUCUGAGCUAAUAGGUAGUACUGAGGUGCCCAGGCAAGCUGCUCCUGCAUUCCAUCCUAAGGAAGUAAAAGAAACAAUAAAAAAGUCUGAGGCCCCAUCCAAAGCUGAGGGUGCUUUUGAUAUUGGUUUUGAGAAACUCCUUAAAGAAACAUCUAACAGUUGUUCUUAUCAGCUCCCAAUGUCAGUGAAGGAUGAAACUCCCGAGAAGGAGCUUUCCCAGUCAAGGCAGGCGAGGUGCCUGGGGAAAGUGCCCCCCUUUUCCUGGACAGCCUCAGGGGCCUCUGGAAUGAAGCUCAAGAGUCAUGCUUCCCGGUCCCACGUCAACCAAGGUGGUGAAGAGUUGGGAAGAGACAAAGCUGUGACUGAUGGAUCCAUAGAUCUCUGUGGUUCUGAAAGUGGGAUUGAGAUCCCUGGCACCGCACAACUGUCUGUGGACCAUGCAACAGGGACCACUGAAAUGAUAAACCCCCCAGAGGACAGGGAUAGUGAGAGGGAGGUGGCAGUGGUUCAAGAAGGGGCUUCUCAGGAGCCGGGUUUCAAAGAGGCUCCUGAAGCAAUUAGUUUGCCCAGAAGUGAGCAACCCUUCUUCCCUCUCCUGACGACCGCAGAAAACUCUAUGAAAAUAAGUAAAGUUGAAUUGAUUCUGGCAUCACUGUAUAAGAGAGCAGGGAAACAUGAAGAAAAAGAAGGCAUCUCUGACUCUGAUUUUGCAGAUGGAAACAUCAGUUCUAAUGCAGAAAGCUGGAGAAAUACCUCCAGUUCAGAAGAAGAACCCAGUCCUGUUUUGAAAACUUUGGAAAGGAGUGCUGCUAGGAAAAUGCCUUCCAAAAGUCUAGAAGAUAUUUCAUCAGAUUCAUCAAAUCAAGCAAAAGUAGAUAAUCUGCCAGAAGAAUUAGUACGUAGUGCUGAAGAUGAUCAAAAAGCAGAUCAGGAGCCAGAUACAAAUGAAUGCAUUCCAGGAAUUUCCACAGUGCCUUCACAGCCUGAUAAUCAGUUUUCCCACCCUGACAAACUCAAAAGGAUGAGCAAGUCUGUUCCAGCCUUUCUACAAGAUGAGAGUGAUGACAGAGAAACAGAUACAGCAUCAGAAGGCAGUUACCAGCUCAGCAGACACAAGAAGAGCCCAAGCUCUCUAACCAAUCUUAGCAGCUCCUCUGGCAUGACGUCCUUGUCCUCUGUAAGCGGCAGUGUGAUGAGUGUUUAUAGCGGAGACUUCGGCAAUCUGGAAGUGAGAGGAAGUAUUCAGUUUGCAAUCGACUAUGUGGACUCACUGAAGGAGUUGCAUGUCUUUGUGGCCCAGUGUAAAGACUUAGCAGCAGCGGAUGUUAAGAAGCAGCGUUCGGACCCAUAUGUAAAGACUUACCUGUUACCAGACAAGGGCAAAAUGGGCAAGAAGAAAACACUUGUCGUGAAGAAAACGUUGAAUCCUGUGUAUAACGAGAUACUACGGUAUAAAAUUGAAAAGCAGAUCUUAAAGACGCAGAAGCUGAACCUCUCCGUUUGGCAUCGAGAUACAUUUAAGCGCAAUAGUUUUCUAGGGGAAGUGGAACUUGAUUUAGAAACUUGGGACUGGGACAACAAACAGAAUAAACAAUUGAAGUGGUACCCUCUAAAGAGGAAGACGGCUCCAGUUGCCCUUGAAGCAGAAAACAGAGGUGAAAUGAAGUUAGCUCUCCAGUAUGUCCCAGAGCCAAUGCCUGGUAAAAAGCUUCCUACGACUGGAGAGGUGCACAUCUGGGUGAAGGAAUGCCUUGAUCUACCACUGCUGAGGGGCAGCCAUCUAAAUUCUUUUGUUAAAUGUACCAUCCUUCCAGAUACGAGUAGGAAAAGUCGCCAGAAGACAAGAGCUGUAGGGAAAACCACCAACCCUGUCUUCAACCACACCAUGGUGUACGAUGGGUUCAGGCCCGAAGAUCUGACAGAAGCCUGUGUAGAGCUUACCGUCUGGGACCAUUACAAGCUAACCAACCAGUUUUUGGGAGGUCUUCGGAUUGGCUUUGGAACAGGUAAAAGCUAUGGUACUGAAGUGGAUUGGAUGGACUCUACUUCAGAGGAAGUUGCUCUCUGGGAAAAAAUGGUAAAUUCCCCGAAUACUUGGAUUGAAGCAACCCUGCCUCUCAGAAUGCUGUUGAUUGCCAAGAUUUCCAAGUGAACCCAAAGUCUGCUGGCUCCUCCAGUGAAAACUACUAAGCAGGUGGAAUCUGAUCUUGAAAAUCUGACUGUGUAGACGGAGAUCCUCACCCUCUAUUGCCACUAAAAUGCCACACAUGUCAAAGUCAACCUGCAUGUACUUCUUUGGUUACAAGGCCCAAGAGACUGAAAUAGUAACAGAAUGUGUAACUUAUAUUUGCAGCUCCAACAUUAAAGAAGAUGUUUCAGAAAGCUAUUUAAAUCAAACUGUUGCUGUUGCUUCAAAGAAAAGGCUGCCAAAAAACAAAAAUUAAAUAGGGUGAAAAAUUAAGUUGUCUUUUUGCCAUCAUGGGUUUCACACCACAGUCUUGUGGUGUAGGUAGGAGGACCUGUCCCUUGAUCCUUGAAAACCCUUCCAGGAACUGAAAAAAUGUUGGUUGUGGAAAAGAAUGACAGAAAGAUACUCCUAUGAGGGGAAAAAAGGCAGAAUAUCACUGUUGAUAAAGAAGUUGACCAUGAGGAAAUUAUUCUGUAAUCUCUACUGAAAUACGGAAUUCCAGGAACUCUCUUGUGGCACAGUGGGUUAAGGAUCCGGUGUUGUUGAUGCAGCAGCUUGGGUUUGAACCCUGGCCUGGGAACUUCCACAUGCCAUAGGCGUGGCCAAAAAAAAAAAAAGAAAGAAAAAGAAAUAUGGAAUUCCAUGCUGGGGGAGUAAGACUUAAUUCUACUGCAUGUGUUUCUGCCUUGAGAAACGUUCCCUUUUCCCAGUGUUAAAAUCUCAAAUGUGCUUUGGUGCCACCCACUGGCCAUAGGUGGAAUUCAGUUUUGAGCUUAAUUAGUCCUAAGUCUCAAGCCUGUAUUUUGUUAUAGAGCACGCCCAUAUGUUAAAAAAACAAAAACGAAACCCUCACAUAUAUGAUUCUGUUUUCCUUAUAUCUCUACUACAUUGAAAGCAGCAUGAGCGUGGUCACAGACAUGCCCUGCAACAAAGUUUUAAUUUGAAUGUAAAUUGUUAAAUUAUAUUGUACUUCUUAUGUAUGUAUAAUAUAAUUUUCAUAAAAUAUUUUGUAAAACCCUUAGCAUAAAUUAUUAUAUGAUUAA